CGCUGCCCCCAUAGCGGCCGGGGCAGGGCGGCGCGGGGGCGGGUCGCCAUAGCGACAUGGCCUAGGCCGGGCUCUGCGCUCGGUCCCGGCGGGACGAGGCCGGGCCGGGUCGCGCCAUGGCCUCGGUGAAGGUGGCCGUGCGGGUGCGGCCCAUGAACCGCCGGGAGAAAGAUCUCAAUGCUAAGUUUAUUAUUUCCAUGGAGAAAAAUAAAACGACAAUCACAAACUUGAAGAUACCAGAGGGUGGUACUGGCGAUACAGGAAGAGAAAGAACUAAGACCUUUACCUAUGAUUUUUCCUAUUUCUCUGCAGACAGUAAAAGUCCCAACUUUGUUUGUCAAGAAACGGUUUUCAAAAAUCUUGGUACAGAUGUGCUUAAAUCUGCUUUUGAAGGUUAUAAUGCUUGUGUUUUUGCAUAUGGACAGACUGGAUCUGGGAAGUCCUACACCAUGAUGGGAAAUGCGGGUGAUGCUGGCUUAAUACCUCGGAUUUGUGAAGGGUUGUUCAGCAAAAUAAGUGAAAAAACAAAACGGAAUGAGGCAUCCUUUCGAACAGAAGUCAGCUAUUUGGAAAUUUAUAAUGAACGUGUGAGAGAUCUUCUCAGGAGGAAGUCAUCAAAAACGAAUAAUUUACGAAUCCGAGAGCAUCCAAAAGAGGGACCGUAUGUUGAAGAUUUGUCUAAACAUUUAGUGCAAAAUUAUGGUGAUGUAGAAGAACUUAUGGAUGCGGGAAAUAUAAACAGAACUACGGCUGCAACUGGAAUGAAUGAUGUCAGCAGCAGGUCUCAUGCCAUUUUCACAAUCAAUUUCACUCAGGCUAAAUUUGAUUCUGAAAUGCCUUGUGAGACUGUUAGCAAGAUUCACUUGGUAGAUCUUGCUGGAAGUGAGAGAGCAGAUGCCACCGGUGCCACAGGGGUUAGAUUAAAGGAAGGUGGGAAUAUUAACAAAUCUCUCGUUACUCUGGGAAAUGUCAUUUCUGCCUUAGCUGAUUUAUCUCAGGAUGCAACAAAUCCUCUUUCAAAGAAGAAACAAGUAUUUGUGCCUUACAGAGACUCUGUGUUGACUUGGCUGUUAAAAGAUAGCCUAGGAGGAAACUCUAAAACUAUAAUGAUUGCCACUAUUUCACCUGCUGAUGUCAAUUAUGGAGAAACUUUAAGUACACUUCGCUAUGCAAAUAGAGCCAAAAACAUCAUCAACAAGCCUACUAUUAAUGAAGAUCCUAACGUCAAACUGAUCCGUGAGCUGAGAGCUGAAAUAGCCCGAUUAAAAGCCCUGCUUGCUCAAGGGAAUCAGAUUGCUCUCCUGGAUUCUCCAACAGCUUUAAGUAUGGAAGAAAAGCUUCAGCAGAAUGAAGCAAGGGUACAAGAACUGACCAAAGAAUGGACAAACAAGUGGAAUGAAACCCAAAAUAUUCUGAAAGAACAAACGUUGGCUCUGAGGAAAGAAGGGAUAGGUGUUGUGUUAGAUUCUGAACUGCCUCAUUUAAUUGGCAUUGAUGAUGAUCUCCUUAGUACUGGCAUCAUCUUGUAUCACUUGAAGGAGGGUCAAACAUAUGUUGGCAGAGAAGAUGCUAUGACGGAACAGGAUAUUGUUCUUCAUGGUCUGGAUUUGGAAAGUGAGCAUUGCAUCUUUGAAAAUCUUAAUGGUACUGUGAAUCUAAUACCACUGAAUGGAGCACAGUGUUCUGUGAAUGGAAUUCAGAUUACUGAGGCCACGCACCUAAACCAAGGUGCUGUGAUAUUACUUGGAAGAACCAAUAUGUUUCGCUUUAACCAUCCCAAAGAAGCUGCUAAACUAAGGGAAAAAAGAAAGAGUGGACUGCUGUCUUCCUUCAGUUUGUCUAUGACAGAUCUUUCAAAAUCUUGUGAGAACCUAUCAGCUGUUAUGCUUUAUAAUCCUGGACUGGAAUUUGAAAGACAACAACGAGAGGAACUUGAAAAAUUAGAAAGCAAAAGGAAACAGAUAGAAGAGAUGGAGGAAAAACAAAGAUCUGACAAAGCAGAGCUUGUAAGAAUGCAACAAGAAGUAGAGUCACAGCGCAAGGAAACAGAAAUAGUACAGCUGCAAAUUCGAAAACAGGAAGAGAGUCUGAAGCGCAGAAGUGUUCACAUUGAGAGCAGGUUGAAGGAUUUGCUGGCUGAAAAAGAGAAAUUCGAAGAAGAGAGACUGAGGGAACAACAGGAGAUAGAACUUCAAAAGAAGAAGCAGCAGGAGGAAAUUUUUGCCCGUGUCAAAGAGGAAUUGCAGCGCCUACAGGAACUUAAUCAUAAAGAAAAAGCAGAGAAAAUGCAGAUAUUCCGAGAACUAGAAAAACUUAAAAAGGAAAAGGACGAACAAUAUAUGAAGCUGGAAUCAGAAAAAAAGAGAAUCGAAGAACAAGAAAGGGAGCAGAUGAUGCUUGUGGCUCAUCUAGAGGAACAGCUUCGAGAGAAGCAGGUCAUGAUACAGCUCCUCAAGAGAGGCGACGUACAAAGAGUUGAAGAAGAGAAGAGAGAUCUUGAAGAUAUCAGGGAAUCUCUUUUGAAAGUCAAAGAAGCCCGAUCUGAAGGUGAAGAAAACUGUGAAGAGUUAGAAAAAGCCCAGCAUAGCUUUAUAGAGUUUAAAAAGAAACAGCUAGAACAAUUGACUAUACUGGAAAAAGAUUUAGUUCAACAAAUGAAUCACCUAGAGAAGGAAAUAGCACAUGAAAAAGAAACUCUGGAACAUUUAAAACUUGCUGAAGAAGAACAUGUAAAUUUCAAGAAGGAUGAUGAAAACUUUGGGGAUGCUAUACUCAAGGCUGAAGAAUUUGAUGUGAUAAAGCCAGCAGAAUACAGGCUUCAAUCUAAAGUACGCCAGCUUGAGUACCUGAAGAGCAAUCAUUUGCCAGCUCUGCUGGAAGAAAAGCAAAGAGCCUCUGAAGUCCUUGAUAGAGGCUUGUUAGGAUUAGAUAAUACCCUGUAUCAAAUAGAGAAAGAAAUAGAAGAUAAAGAAGAGCAGCUUGCACAAUAUAGAGCAAGCACAAAUCAGUUGCAGCAGCUUCAAGAAACGUUUGAAUUCACAGCCAAUGUAGCUCGGCAGGAAGAAAAAGUUCGGAAGAAGGAGAAAGAAAUCCUUGAAUCAAGGGAAAAACAGCAAAGAGAGGCAUUGGAACAAGCUGUAGCUAAGUUAGAAAGAAGGCACUCUGCUUUGCAACGUCGUUCUACAAUAGACUUUGAAAUUGAAGAGCAGAAGCAGAAGCUCGCCACAUUGAACAACAGCUGCAGUGAGCAGGCUGGCCUGCAGGCGAGUCUGGAAGCUGAGCAAAAAGCCCUUGAACAAGACCGGGAGCGCCUGGACCAGGAAAUUCAGCAGCUGAAGCAAAAAAUAUAUGAGGGUGAUGCUGGUCAGAAAGGAAAUCAUGGAACAUUAGAGGAGAGACUGUCCCACAGCAAUUCCCCAUCAAGCCCAACAAAGCCUCAGCCACCCCUUGCUCCACUGGUUGAUGACAGGAUAAAUGCCUUUAUUGAACAAGAAGUGCAGAGAAGGCUCCAAAAGAUCCAUCAUAAAGCGGAGGAUAAUGAUGGUAGCCUGUUCUGGUCUACAGAAAGUUUAAAGGAUAAUGAGAGGCUUAAUAAUGGCACCAUUCAGCGCAAGUUGAAGUAUGAGCGGAUGGUCUGUCGUUCUUUGGGAGCAAAUCCAGAUGACCUAAAGGACCCAGUUAAAAUUAGUAUUCCACGCUAUGUCCUGUGUGGACAGGGAAAGGAUGAACACUAUGAGUUUGAAAUAAAGAUAACAGUCUUGGAUGAGACAUGGACAGUAUUCAGGCGAUACAGUCGUUUUCGGGAAAUGCAUAGAACUUUAAAAUUGAAGUACCCAGAGGUUGCCACUUUAGAAUUCCCUCCUAAGAAGCUCUUUGGAAACAAGGAUGAACGAGUGAUUGCAGAGCGGCGGAGUCACUUAGAGACAUACCUCAGGAGCUUUUUCACUGCAAUGCUGCAAUCUCCAUCAUCUCCGCUGCACAUUGAUAAAGUGGGGUCAACUCUGUCAAAACACACCAUCUGUGAGUUCUCACCGUUCUUCAGGAAAGGAGUUUUUGACUAUAGCAGUCACGGGACCAGCUAAUUUCUGUGCCAGAGCCCUCGUGUCAGAGGAGCACAGUCAGUGGUGCCUUCACUUCUGGGGUGUGAGAGAAAUGAAGGAGAGGAAGAAAGCAUAUCUUCUUUCAUGCCUGAAAAGCUGCAUCAAACCAACUCUACCUAAGACUGCUACGCCUUGAUGCUAGCUUUAGUUCUUUCCCACUUCUCAUAUUAGUGCCUGCGUUUUCCUGGCAUGAAGUACACAGACAAUGCUUGUGAGUUGCGCUGUUAAUACUGUACAAAAGCUCUGACACUCAUGCUGGGUUUGGAUCCACUCCUCAGUGGGAGCACUUCUUCGUGUUUGCUCAGACAAUUUGUUACGGUCUUGUGAGAUCAUCUCGUGUUCGCUGUGUUGGCGUGUCAUACUGACAGAGAGUAGUUUCUGAGCAGCCUUUCAGUUUCUGCCCAAGCUGCUCCUUAAGGAACAUUUCCUGUUUUGAUUUCUUACAGCAUAUUGUGGUAUUUAAGGUAAUGCUUAUACUCCACUGUUGUUUCUUUUUUUUUCUCCCAGAACGUAUAUUUUAAGUGUUUGUCUGUGUGAUUUAGUUUUUCUCAGAAGAUUCAAAGAGCCUGAGUGACUUGAAUGUUUACAAAACACAUACAGCAGAAAGAAUAUAAUUUAAAACCUUUAAAAGUCUUCCACACUUGGGUAUUUUGAAGCAGAACGAAUCACUUGCUGUUAAUUAAGCAGUAAAGGAAGCAAUAGUUACUGAAGAAUGCAGUCGGCAUCUUUUCACGUUUUCUAAUUACCUAGACUGUAAGCGGAUACUGUGCAGUGUACAGAGCUCAGAGCUAUGCAUAAAGCUAACUCAGAGUGCUAUAUUUCUGUUUUGGAAAACAGCUUCUUCAUAAUAACAUAGCACUGUAAAACCUGAACUUUAUUUGCAUCAGUUAAAAUUUACGAGAUUUUACUAAUAGUACUUUAAAAUUACUCAGGACAUAUUCAAACUUGCACAUGUAUAUACAGUUAGAACUCAUACUGCUGCAGAUCCAAAAAUAUGUAUACACUGUGACUGGAACUGUAUAUGUACAUGUUAAUGUAUAAUUGGUUGUAAAAAAGCAGAAUUAAACAGCUUUCGGUUAUUAUUAAAAUGCAUCCUGGAAGGUAAGUUUAGGAGUAUGAAGCAUUAUUUGUGAGUUGCCAUCACUGACUAUUGGUAGGUCCUGGUAAUCAAACUAUUUGUUGUUGUGGACAAUGAUUAUUAAAACCUGAAGCAACAACACUGUAACACUUUCAUUUCAUGACCUAAAUUACAAAAACAGUAAUGCUUUAUGUUUAGUAUGAUAAAUAAAGACCAUUUUCCACUACUAAUACCAGCCUGCUAUGGUAAGCAUUUCAAAUUUAGGAAAAAAAGAAAAUAGAAAGAAACUGACUAAAAUGGAUCACUUAAAAUUUGAAAGUAUUAUGAUUAUUUUGUUUUUCUUCAGUGAAAACAGAUGUGAAGGUAAAGUUUCAAAGCCGCCUCUCGUCAGAGUGAUACCAGGGUAGGCUUAAAUGUCUUUUGAUAUGUGUAACUCUACCCAAAUGCUGUUAAAAUACCUGUCUCUUGGCACCUUGAAUUAGGAGCCAGGUUUUUAAAAGCAAAACAUUCAGUCAAACCUGUUGAUUCCCAAGCUGGUUUUUACAUCCCUUAUCCCAGCUGUUCCCAGUCUUCCUUGUGCAGUUCCACACUGGAACAAUCUUUUCAACUGUGCACCAUCACUAACAGAGAACUAGCCUUGUCAUCUUUCCCAUGGCCCAUACUUCUACUGCCCUCCAUUCUCUCUCAGGACCUUUCUGUGUAUGUAUUGCCUCCCCGGACUAGGAAGCCAUGUUUUCAUUUCCACUCCAUAGCUUACUUACUUCUUUCUUCACUGUGCCAUUCAGCUUUGCUGACGCUUCCUGAAGGAGAAGGACAAGUCUGGGAACUUGCUGGGUUCCAAUGCAAGUGGAAUAACAUUGUUUGAUGUUGCUGCAAACAUUAAUGGAAGAUUGCUAUUUUCACUUGUCAGUAUUUACCGUGGUGGCAUGUAUGAGUGCUUCCCAGAGGUGGAAAUUGGGUGUUACAUUGCUAUUUCAUUCUGGCAGGGGAACUUUGACCCUAAAUCAUGCUUCAGUACCAGAAAGUCUUUUCGGUCUCUCCUGUCUUGGCCUACUUCUCCCUCACUACACAGCCACAAGAUAAAGAAUUAUCAGAAAUAGCUUUUUAAAUGAAUUUUACAUAGUUGUUUGUAGACCAUUUCCUGAGUCCCACCUCUGUGAAGGGACCAACUUGGCAGAGCAAGAAAUAGCAGGCUGCUUUAUCUGCUGUGCAAAAGCACUUUCUGCAGAUUUUCUACCUGAAAAACCAUUGGUGUUGCCAAGCAUUUUCCCUCAGCAACCAGUGCAGCACCUGACAAGUGAAACUGUCAGGCCACAAUGCAAAUGCUCAUUUACAAGAAGGGCUGAGUGUGCAGGGCUCCCAGAGGCAAGUCAUGUGCCUGGUAUCAGUUUGGAUUUGGAGAACCUACUGGAGAAAAUCACAGUUGGACAGAGAGUUGAGUGAAAAGUAUGAAUAUUUCUAUUUUUCACAAGGAUUUAAAGGAAGACUUGUGCUUGGUUCCUGUCUACAGUACAAAUUAAUUCAGGGAGGACCAGAUGCUCUGGUGGUAUAAAUCUGCCAAUAAGGUGGCUAAUUUGUGUUGGCUAGUUUAUCUGGCCUGUAGCUUUUAAUGUGUAGAUUGCAAAUAACAAAGUAAAGGCUGAUUAAUCACUCAAUUUAAAAUGUCACCAAGUUAAAAGAUAGAGAAAUGCAAGUGUAAGCAUGCAAUUAGGACCGCAGCCCCAGGCCCCACCAGCUUUUCCCACCUUCUUAUAUAUUCUUCAGUGUGAUCCAGAGUGUAAUAAAUGAUCACAACCUAAGGUGAGACUAAGAGGCAUCUUUUAAUAAUAUCAUCACCUGUGAUCUUUAAGUCAGGCUAUGUCUCUUCAGAAGUUUUCAAUAGAAGCUGAGAAGCACGUUGAAAUUAUUGGCUGUUUUCAAGAUGUCCAAACUGCAUCCCUGUAAAAUUUUCCUCAGGCUAUAGAAUUUUCCAUUAAUUUUACUUUCAUAAUAUUGACUCUUGUGAAAGAGUCAUCUCUGGGGCUGGUCGUUUUUCAGAGUUCCUCUGUAUUUGUGCUUGUGGGCUUCAUGUCAGCAAAGUCCUUAAGCUAAAGCUUAACUUUUGUUUUGGGACUAUUUAUACGUUAAAGGAAAUGAUUAUUUGUACUUUGCUGAACUGGGGCCAUUGUUCUUGCCCUCCUCCCUAAAGCUAUGCCUCCAUUUGAGUCAUCAGACCAUUUGGUUCAUAUCCUUGCUUGACCCCAUAACAAUUUUUCAUCUGUAGUCAAGCACCAAAAAAAUACAAUGUACAUAGGUAACA
Phasianus colchicus (ring-necked pheasant) is the source of this 7477-nucleotide messenger RNA. RefSeq names its product kinesin family member 16B (gene KIF16B). Lineage: Eukaryota; Metazoa; Chordata; Aves; Galliformes; Phasianidae. The record is from RefSeq and is a predicted model, not a curated record. Gene Ontology annotation, molecular function: phosphatidylinositol binding; ATP binding; microtubule motor activity. Gene Ontology annotation, biological process: microtubule-based movement.